AGUGGUAAAAUACUUAUUUCCUGGGCCAGGUCACAGGCUCACACCUUAUUCAAGUUUAACUUUGCAGAGAAAGGAUAUGGUCAGUUUAGGAAUCAAAAUGGUUCCAGGUUGGCCUUCCUGUGUUGAUCUAUGUAUGUGCAGUUAUGAACAUGACCAUAUAUCUAAGACCAUAAAAUUCCUAUCACAGUCUUACUUUUGGGAAAACAGGGUUAUCUAAGACCUCAGAAUUCCUCUCACCCCGGCGGCGGGUGUUUAGGCCGGACAGGAGGCCGCCGCCCCGCCGCCCAGGGGCGGGCAGAAGAGCCGAGCGCGGGGCCGAGGGGACCCGCCGGCGCCUGAGGCCUCCUCUCAGGGAAGGGCCAUGGCUUUCGUGAGGCGGCCCCUCAUGGCGGCGGCCCUGUUCUUGCUGGCGCUCUUCGCCUCAGCGCGCGGGGCCGAGAGAGGCGCCGUCGUGGGCUGCGCCUCCUCAGGGCUGUGGGAGUCGGAGGCCUCUGAGGCCUGCCCGGCGGAGCUCUCCCCUCCCGAAGCGGCCUCCUUCCUCCCUCAGCCGGCGGCGGGCUUGGUGGUGGCGUCGGUGGCGGCGGCGUCGCCGUCCUUCCGCGGCCCGGGCAACUCGGACCCGCGUCCCAACCGGGAGCUGCCCAUCCUGCUGUGGUGGAGCGGCGGCCUCUUCCCGCACUUCCCGGGCUCGACGGCGCGGCUGGAGUGCGGCGGCGGCGGCGGCUCGUGCCUGGCCACCAAGGAGCGGCGGGCUCGGCUCCGGCGCCGGACGCGGGCGCUGCUCUUCUACGGGACGGACUUCCGCGCCUACGAGGCGCCGCUGCCUCGCCCGCCGCACCAGGCCUGGGCGCUGCUCCACGAGGAGUCGCCCAUGAACAACUACCUGCUCUCGCACGCCGCCGGCGCCCGGCUCUUCAACUACACCGCCACCUUCCGCCGAGAGUCCGGCUACCCGCUCAGCCUCCAGUGGCUGCCCGGCCUCGACUACCUGCGCCGCCCGCCCGCCCUCGGCCUGGCCGAGAAAGAGAGCGCCCGGCGCCGCGAAGGCCUGGCCGCCGUCCUCUACAUCCAGUCCCACUGCGACGUCCCCUCCGACCGGGACAGGUACGUCCGGGAGCUGGCCAAGCACCUCCAGGUGGACUCUUACGGGGCAUGCCUGAACAACCGAGAGCUUCCCAGCGCGAGGCUGAAGGACACUUCUACAGCCACCACAGAGGACUCCGAAUUCAUGGCUCUUAUAUCCAAGUACAAGUUCCACCUGGCGAUGGAGAAUGCCAUCUGCCGCGACUACAUGACGGAGAAGCUUUGGCGGCCGAUGCACGUCGGAGCCGUUCCUAUAUAUCGAGGCUCGCCAUCGGUACGUGACUGGAUGCCGGACAAUCAUUCCAUCAUCCUCAUUGAUGACUUUGAGAGCCCCAAAGAGCUAGCAGAAUACAUUAAUUUUCUGGACAGGAAUCCGGAGAAAUAUUUGGAAUACCUGAAGUACAAGAGUCCCGGCGGCAUUACGAACCGGUUCUUGGUGGAGAGCAUGGAGAAGCGGGAAUGGGGAGUGAAUGACAUGACCCUGCCUAAUUAUUUGAACGGGUUCGAGUGCUAUGUCUGUGACAAGGUAAAUGCCAGAAUGAAGGCGGAGGAGGAGCACAGGAAGUCUCGUGGGAAAGUGCCACCCCCUGAGCCUGAAAUCGCCCAGUUCUCACACAUGGGGUGCCCGCCACCAGCACCCGGGUAUGGGAAUAUCGAAGACAUUCCUGAUGGAGACAGCUGGAAGGAGAUGUGGCUGCAGGAUUACUGGCAGAGCCUUGAUCAGGCUGAAGCCCUCACAGCCAUGAUUCACCACAACGAGUCGCAUCAGGGCAGAUUCUGGGACUACAUGCACCAAGUCUUCAUGAAGAGAACCCAGCAAAACUAACCGGACUUGUUAUUCAAGCUUCUUCAGUGUUACGAGAGGCAAGCAGGGCAUCCACAGAUUUACCAGCACCAAAAUUGCUGUUCCAGGACGACUUGGAAAUCAUCUUUUAUAUAUGGUAUUCUCGCUUUGGAGAUUACUUUUUUUUUAAAUUUCUUGCUUCCAAGAAAAGGCCAAUUCCGAACCAGCUUUUGGUAUUGGUUCAUGUGCCACUGCUCCAAGACGAGGAAGCCUCCCUGAUCUGUGGGGCUAAGGAAAGGAUUCAGCAUUUCUACUGCUUCAGCGAUUCUCAGAAAGUACUUUUUGGUGUGUAUGUGCCAAAUUCCUUAACACGGACUGUUGGGCUUACUGUAAAAGUCCUGAAUGGUUGCACUUCAGGGAUUACCUCCAUUCAUAAGUAUUCUUCAACAUACAUUGGUUUCUUUAUUAUUUUUGAUAUAUUUCAUUUAAUAUGAAAGAGAGCAGAACAAGAGUUUACAUGAGCUCAGCUAUGCAGUAUUCAAAUAACCACUUCUCUAUGGGCUGAAAUAUGUUAUGAACUAUGCACCUUAUUAUAGUGCAUUUCCUCAAUUUGUAGAGACUACACAGUUGCUCACUGUUCCCCCGGUGAUGUGACGGGUGCAAGCCAGCAGUAAAUCACAGUGAGCAAGUAGGAGUUAACUCUUUAUUAGCAAAAGCAGGAUCUGGGAGUGUCAGGCCUAGUGAGCAAAGCAACCUAUCUUCGGUAGAUCUCGCCCCAUGGAUCAGUUGCUGAAACUGAAAGUCCCCGCGUUCUCACAGCUGCCUCAGUGUUAGAAACAGAGAUAUGAAAGCUGGGAGCUAAAUGACACCCUAAACCUAGGUUAUGGGUGCCACAACGGGAAUGCUAUUUUUAUAACAAGACUACAAAGCUGUAAAUGAAUGAAUUGCAGCUAAAAUCUUACGUUCGUUUUUCACAUGGUCUAGUCCUCAUCUGAAGAUGGCAAA
Molecule: messenger RNA, 2872 nt
Organism: Podarcis muralis (Common wall lizard)
Lineage: Eukaryota; Metazoa; Chordata; Lepidosauria; Squamata; Lacertidae
Gene: POFUT4
Product: protein O-fucosyltransferase 4
Cellular component (GO): Golgi membrane
Molecular function (GO): alpha-(1->3)-fucosyltransferase activity
Source: RefSeq, a predicted model, not a curated record